Zootermopsis nevadensis is the source of this 1469-nucleotide messenger RNA. RefSeq names its product exosome complex component Rrp4 (gene Rrp4). The record is from RefSeq and is a predicted model, not a curated record. Gene Ontology annotation, biological process: exonucleolytic trimming to generate mature 3'-end of 5.8S rRNA from tricistronic rRNA transcript (SSU-rRNA, 5.8S rRNA, LSU-rRNA); CUT catabolic process; nuclear polyadenylation-dependent rRNA catabolic process. Gene Ontology annotation, cellular component: cytoplasmic exosome (RNase complex); nuclear exosome (RNase complex). Lineage: Eukaryota; Metazoa; Arthropoda; Insecta; Blattodea; Termopsidae. Gene Ontology annotation, molecular function: RNA binding.
AAUAAUCUGUGAUGCGUAGGUUUUCAAUGAUUGUAAUCUUUGGUGAAAAGAUAUUUAUUUUGUUUAGCUGCUUAAUGUAGUGCAGAUUGAUAAAUUGUCUUCUUGCAAUGACACAGAACGUUUAUAUACGUUUAGCAAGCCAGAGGGUUGAUAAUACUAUAGUUGCUGCUUCAAAUAUUCCUCGGCUUUAUACGCCAGGUGAAAUAAUAACAUGCAUGUCUGGUUUUAUGAGGGGGCAUGGAACCUAUAUGGAAGAGGAUGCUCUUACUGCCUCAGUAGCAGGAGUAGUUGAGCAAGUUAAUAAACUCAUUUCAGUGAGACCCAUAAAGAAUCGUUAUAAUGGCGAGGUUGGUGAUGUGAUUGUGGGUAGAAUUACAGAAGUUCAGCAGAAACGCUGGAAAGUAGAUACCAAUUCUAGACUGGAUUCUGUUUUACUUUUAUCAUCUGUCAACUUGCCAGGAGGAGAACUGCGAAGAAGAUCUGUGGAGGAUGAGCAUAUGAUGAGGAAGUACCUUAAAGAAGGUGACUUGAUUAGUGCUGAGGUUCAGAAAGUGUAUGAUGAUGGUUCCUUGUCACUAUACACAAGAAGUUUGAAGUAUGGGAAGCUGUGUCAGGGUGUUUUGGUGAAAGUAUUUCCUUCUUUGGUGAAGCGUUGCAAGAAUCAUUUCCACAACUUGCCAUGUGGAGCAAGCAUCAUAAUUGGUAAUAAUGGGUUUAUCUGGAUUUGUCCAACUAUCAAUGAUAGAGGUGAGGAUGGUUUAGGAGGUUUCACAGAGAAUCUCAAAGAGUUUCCCCGUCUGAAUGUAGUUUCUCUGCUGUCGUUUUUACAUGUACUCAUUUGUAAGAACAAACCAAUUUCCACACUUUUUCCACAUUUUCAUCUAUCUGGUUGUUCCACGUGCAGACAGAGAGGUAAUUGCGCGCUUACGGAAUUGUGUCCUUGCUCUUGCAAGCUGCAAGAUGAUGUUAUUUGAUACAAGCAUCUUAUAUUCAUUUGAAGAGUCUUUGAAAUAUGAGGUAUCAGAAUUGCUUAGACCUGAGCCAAUGCUGGAUGUUUGUGUUUUGACACAACACAGACUGUACAUGCAGGAGGAUGAGUGAUUUAAAAUAAUAUUCUGAAUACAUGCUCUUCACACAUAUGUUUUUACAUUACCUUAUCUUAAUAAAAUUGACUACAUUGUUGAAGACAAGUUGGAAGCAUGUUAGAAACUGUGUAACAUGUUGUGGUGGAGUUGUUUGAUAAAUUCAGUGGUAGAUUUUAUGGUUGUUGUGGUCUUUGGUUCAGCACAGAGGUUUGUGUCAUGUCAUGGUUUGUGUUGAAUAAGUUGGAAAUACAAAGUAUGAAAGGAGCCUUGGUUGUCUCUGUUUUAACUGUUACAUAUUAGAACCUGUCAUAUGAUAAUUCAUAUACCUCAGUCUGAUCAGAAUGAAUUGUAUUUAAUUUCUAGCAAAGUUUUCUUAAAGCAAUU